AUGCCCAACUUCCUCAAGUACGACCGCAAAGUGUUAUGCUUCAAGGCGUACUACGAGGAGAAGGUCAACGAGUCGACGCUCGAGCGCCAGCGCGUGCGCAAGUGCCUCAUCUACUACUACCUCGAGAACGACACGAUGCAGAUGGUCGAGCCCACCGAGGAGAACUCGGGCAUCCCCCAGGGCGCGUUCAUCCGGCGCCACCGCAUCCCGAAGCCCGGGUUCGGCGACGCGUUCUACAGCGCCGAGGACCUCUACGUCGGCGCGGAGCUCGAGGUCUACAAGAAGCGCAUCAAGAUCUACGACUGCGACGAGUUCACGAAGCAGUUCCUGGACCAGGCGUCGCCGCAAAUCGACGCGGCCGACGCGACGCUCGACGCCGCGACGGUGAUGACGGGCUUCAUGGAGGCCCAGCUCGGCAAGCCCCAGUCCCAGGCCGAUUUAGGCAGCUUCCUCGCCCACGACCGCAAGGUGCUGCGCUUCGACUGCGUCUGGGACGACUCCGCGCGGCUCUACGGCGACGUCUUGAAGUUCAAGCUCCACUACUUCCUCAGCGACGACACGAUCGAGAUUUUGCAGGUCCACGAGAAGAACAACGGCCGCGACCCCGUGCCCAAGCUCCUGAGCCGCCGGCGCCUGCCCCUGCCCCAGGAGCAGGACAAGGUCGCGGGCGGGCCGCUCGCGUCGUCGCCGUCCGGCCCGUCGAAGACGGAGUACUACCACUGGCGCGACCUCGUGCUGGGCAAGCCCGUCGUCGUCUUCAACCGCAACCUGCUGCUGAUCGACGCGGACCCCUACACCGUGGACCACUACAACGCCGUGAAGCCGUUGGGCCGGCCCAUCGCCGUCGACGCGAGCCGGUUCCGCGACGACCUCGUGCAGACGCCCGUGCCGCCCUUCAACGGCUUCGGCUCCGAGGAGGACUCGCUGCGGUCCGUCUACAGCAUACGACCGAAGAAGCCGACGCGGGACCUGUCCAAGUCCGAGAACUGCGGCAACGUCAUGCGGUUCUCGAUCAAGAUGGCGAACGCGCGCGACGAGGACAAGCAGCGCAUCUUCACGCUGCAGUACUACCUCAUCGACGACACCAUGGCCAUCCGCGAGCCGCCGUUGCGCAACAGCGGCCACAUCGGCGGCAACUUCCUGUCGCGGUCGCGCGUCCGCAAGCCGGAAGUCGAGCAGACGAACGCGCCCGCGCCCGCGCCCGCGGGCGCGGUCUGGGGCCCGGCGCCCGUGACGGCCUACUACGGCGCCGAGGACCUGCACGUGGGCAACGAGAUCGAGUUCCUCGGCCACAAGUUCACGAUCUACGAGGCCGACGAGUAC
This is a messenger RNA of Aureococcus anophagefferens, 1323 nucleotides long. RefSeq lists its product as hypothetical. NCBI's taxonomy places the organism in Eukaryota, Pelagophyceae, Pelagomonadales, Pelagomonadaceae. Gene Ontology annotation, biological process: mitotic cytokinesis; cilium-dependent cell motility; mitotic spindle organization. The annotation marks the transcript as partial. Gene Ontology annotation, molecular function: alpha-tubulin binding. The transcript is spliced from 2 exons. Gene Ontology annotation, cellular component: axoneme; mitotic spindle. The record is from RefSeq and is a predicted model, not a curated record.